Molecule: messenger RNA, 1799 nt
Organism: Galendromus occidentalis (western predatory mite)
Lineage: Eukaryota; Metazoa; Arthropoda; Arachnida; Mesostigmata; Phytoseiidae
Exons: 9
Coding region: 59-1516 (485 amino acids)
Molecular function (GO): D-glucose transmembrane transporter activity
Source: RefSeq, a predicted model, not a curated record
UCUUCGGGAUCCGGAUACUAGUGUGUAAUCUCGUCGAAGAAGUUCAUAUUGACCAAAAAUGUUCGGGACUCUCUUCGAUGUGCUGCUGCAUAUGUUCCAGAUCUGGAAUGUGUACGCUCAGUCGAUGUUACAAGGUUUCGGUGUUUCCAUGUUCACGAUAUCAUCAUUGGACCUCUCGCGAGCCUUGAACGCCACGGUCUCUGAGGUCUCGCUGCUGAAUUUCACCCAAGCGGUCGCCGCCGUGAUUGGAGCCUUAGCAAGUGGACCGUUAUAUUCAUACGUCAAGGUUCAUUACCUCCUCGUGGGGGCGAUUGUUCUCCAGGGUAUCUCACAGGCACUCUUGCCCGUUUGCGCCGACAUACGCAUCGCCCACGGUCUAUACGCUCUCAGUGGGCUCACGCUCCGAUUCAGCGAAGCGGGAAGCUAUUUACUCCUCAUGGCGGUGCACAAAUCGCAGUGGAUAUCAACGGUCAUACAAGGAUAUCAUCUGAUGUUCGCGGUAGGAUCUGGAAUCGCUCCGCUGAUCACUCGGCCUUUCGUCACCGAGCGAAUCAAUUCCUCGAACCGAACGAUCAACUCUCGGAAUCCAUUCGCAUCUCCUUUCCCGUCAACAGCGGCGCAGGCCGACGCGUUACAUGCAAUUCACCGGAAUCCCCCUCCGCCACCGAGCGCCGAUCCCCCGAUUUUCGUCGCGCCCGUCGCGCGGUAUCCGGGCGCGGAUCGUGUGCCGAACCCUAGUCAGGUGUACAUUCCGUUCGCAUUGUUCGGAAUUUUCGCGAUCGUCAUCGCCGGAUGCUUCUACCUCGCGCACCGCUGGGCACGCGGAACCGGAAAACCACGUCCUGCUCCCCGUCAGUCCCUGCGGGAAUGGGCUCUGACCCUGCUUUGCGCAUGUCAUGCAUUCUUGUACGUGCACACAUUCGUUUCGGUCACGGAUUUUCUCUCAGUUUACGGCAUACUGAAGGGCAUGACGCGUGCGGAUUCCCGUCUGCUCCUGACCGGCCUGAUGACAGCUUUCUGCUGUUUCCGCACGAUACCCGUUGUAUUGUCGGUGAAACUGACGCCGGCCAAUGUCCUAUUCCUCGCUGACGUUGCUCUCUUGGGGGCUACAGGCGCACUCUACGCUGUGGGACACAAAAGUCACGCGCACUUGUGGUACUGCAGCGUUUUCCUCGGAGCUGCUUUCGCGUCCAUCUAUGGCUCAGCAAACGCGUGGCUGAUAUCUAAAGUUCGACUCAGUCAAUUGCAAACGUGUGCCGUCGUUUCAGCGGCGGCUUUUGGUGCCGUGAUGCCGUCGCUGCUUGUCGAAAGAUGGAUUGAAGAACGACCGGGCAUCUUCCCCGUCGUUCCUUUGGUAUCAGCUGGUCUUCUGAGCUGCGUCAUGAUAGCCAUGCUACUCGCUGCUCACGUCAUACCUAGGGACAGCGACCAGCUGGAUGAAGAGAAGAGUUCUACGACCCAACUCUCCCAGAAAUCUUCAAAGUCUUCAGUGUAUAGCUACUGGGCUUACGAUUAGCCGGAGUGAGUCUGUAGUAGAGGUUGUACAUAUGAGUGUGAGAUAUCUCUCGAUCCUGCUCCAUGAGUUCGCGGUGCUGUUCUGACCGCUUGAGCAUUCAAGCGAAACAUCCCAAGAGGUCAUUCAGGGGUCAGUCAUUGUUCAUGGUCCUCGUCUGGCUCGCAGGCUGGACCGAAUUCAGUCAUUGCUGUACAGAAAUCGACAAAGUCAUGCCUACUCAAACGCCAUAGCUGUCAUUGCCCCGUAACCGCUCAUCGUUGGAAUAAAGAAACCCCAGGAUGGU